CUGUAAAUCAUUAACUGAGUGUAAAAGGUCAUUGUGAACAUUCUUCAUCUCACCUUGCCAUACUGCUGGCAGAACAAGGGAAAGGAAGAGACCGGAAGAAGGAAAGAUCAGAAGCAGUCAGUGGUUAGCAGAAUAAAAAGUUGUGAAUCAGGAACUGAGUAUCAAACAGCACCUUGAGCAGCAAGUUCAUCUCGCAUGGCAUACUGCUGGCAGAACAAGGGAAAGUAAGAGACCAGAAGAAGGAAAGAUCAGAAGCAGCCAGUGGUUGUAAGUAUGGUACAGGCUGAAUUCUAAGUUUUUCAGUGUCAUCAAUGACUUCUUUCACAUACAAGGGAAUCAGUUUACCUGUAGUGGACUACUACUCAGAGGAAACGCUCCGCUAUGUUGAAAAUGAAUUCCAAAUGUUGGAUGAUGAUAUAGUGAGCGUCACUUACCCCAAGUCAGGUACCCAUUGGAUGCAGGAGAUCCUGGGCUUAAUCUGGCGUGAUGGGGACCCCUCCUGGGUUCAGAGUUUACCAGCGUGGGAACGGAUAGCUUGGAUUGACAGUAUUCCGGGCCUACAGCUUGCCUUGAAAUCUCCUGCACCCAGGCUCCUGGCAUCUCACCUGCCUUUCCACAUUUUCCCCAAGUCCUUCCUGCACUCCAAGGCCAAGGUUAUCUAUACCGUGCGUAAUCCCAAAGAUGUGAUGAUCUCAUUCUAUCAUUUCAGCAAGGGCUUAAAAAUAGUGGAGGACCCUGGAACUUUGGAAGAGUACAUGGAGGAGUUCCUGAGUGGGAGUGUGUCUUAUGGUUCCUGGUUUGAGCAUGUGAAAAGCUGGAUGGAGAUGAAGGACAGAUCCAACUUCUUCAUCAUCACCUAUGAAGAACUACAGCAGGACCUACGAGGAAGUGUGAAGAGGAUUUGUCAUUUUAUUGGUAAAGAGCUGAACAGUCAGCAAAUCGACUCUGUGGUGGAAAAUGCCUCCUUCCACAAGAUGAAAGACAACAACAUGUCCAACUUUACUCAAUUUCCAGAUACCUAUUUUGAUCACACAAAAGGAAAGCUCAUGAGGAAAGGUAUUUCUGGGGACUGGAAGAACCACUUGACUGUGGCACAGAAUGAACACUUUGACCGUGUUUAUCGUGAGAACAUGCAGGGUCUGCGCAUGACAUUUCCAUGGGAUUGAAGAAUGUCAAAUUACUCCUCCUGCUAUUUUGUCUCAUGCUUUUAUGUCUCUAGUGGUUCUGGUAUUUUUGAACAGAAAUUGAAUGGUUUUAUUGUGAUCGUUACUUUUGUGCCUCCUCCUCCUUAUU
Molecule: messenger RNA, 1293 nt
Organism: Podarcis raffonei (Aeolian wall lizard)
Lineage: Eukaryota; Metazoa; Chordata; Lepidosauria; Squamata; Lacertidae
Product: sulfotransferase 2B1-like
Exons: 8
Coding region: 312-1166 (284 amino acids)
Biological process (GO): sulfation
Cellular component (GO): cytoplasm
Molecular function (GO): sulfotransferase activity
Source: RefSeq, a predicted model, not a curated record